AGGAAAGUCAAUUCGACAACUAUUUUAUGUGGCUUCACCCGAGGCUUCAUGACAGCAGGAUAAAUGAGUUGUGUUGGCGACCAUCACACAAUGCUGGCCUCAGAUGAUGAUGUGCUGCCCCCUCCUGGUGACAUCCAUGUCCUGUUGCUGACAUUCGAUUCUGUGUCUCUGAGCUGGGGUUCUCCUCAGGGGCUGACUGGACCACAGACAUUCAGAGUGACCUGGGGGUGUGACGGUGAAACAAGGUCAACAAGAGUGAAAGGUGGGCAUCAUCUUGAAAUAAGCAGUCUCCAACCUGGUAAAAAGUACCAGUUUAACGUGGCUACAGAAGGAGAAGAUGGAAGCCAAAGCAGAUGUGUCUCAGCAUCCCUAUCCACAGUGGUCCCACCCAGAGAUUUAAAGAUAGACCAUUUGGAAGAGACCUCCUUCACUCUCCACUGGUCCAAUGCUGAAGGGGUGGAGAAUGUCCCACAGCACUUCUUCAUAUCCAACUGCAUCCCAGGAACAGACCCCCUCACAGCCAUUACUGACGACUGCCACAAAACCUUCUCAAACCUGCAACCCGGCACCGAGUACACUGUUAGUGUUUCAACUGUGCUGAGCAAUGGGGAACAGAGUGAACCUGUCUCUACAACAAUCUGCACUAUACUUCCUGCUCCAGAGCAGCUGACUGUUGACUCAGUGGACACCACAUCAGCUGCUGUUAGCUGGAGCCAGCCACCAGGAUUGGACCAAACCCAACAUCAUUACCAGAUCAUUUACUUCUGUCCAGGGACACAACCCCACUACACCACCACAUAUUCACCCAGCAUCACUCUCUAUGACCUGCAACGUGGUAGUCAGUACUCUGUCACUGUCUGCACUGUGCUGGAAAAUGGAAAGCAAAGUAAACCUGUGUCAACAACCCUGACCACAGUACAUUUUCAGUGGUGGGAGAGAGCCUCUGGAGUUGCUGCAGUGUGUGUUCUACUGGCUGUGAUCAUAGGCCUGUGGGUUUCCUAUGCCACUGCAGAGCGAGACCAGCUACAGAAUAGUCUAAAUACCAGGACCACAGAGAGAGACCAGUUAAAAACCAGGCUUAGGUCCUAUGAGAAACCCUGUCUGAAGGAAUGGUGGAAGUUUGGCACCAGCUGUUAUUAUGUCUCCUCCACGAGGGACUCUGCCGGGGACGGUCAGCGGCAGUGCAGAGCAAUGGGUGCUGAAUUGGUUGUUAUAAACAGCAGAGAAGAACAGAUAUUUAUCAAUGGAUUUAAGAAGAAUGUCUGGAUUGGUGUAUAUAAAAAAGACGGAAUCUGGGAGUGGCUUGUCAACACAGCAUUUAAACCUACCUAUUGGAUGGAAGGGGAACCAAGUAGCUUGAAUGACGAGGUGGCUUGUAUUGAGAUCUCACAGACGGCAUCAGACCCAUUGAAGAGUUGGAAGGGUGUAAAAUGUACUUCAAAUUACUGGGUGUGUGAAAAACCGUUCACACCGUAGUCUAAUUAUAAUAACUAAUGUAAGCCCCUAUCUUAUGGAGUUGCACUGGUUUUCCCUUUGUUAGGCCUAACGUGUUUCUAUGUGUAUCUACAUUGAAAGAUGUAUUUGAUGUCUUUAAAGAGAGCAGGGCUAUGUGGAGUUUGUCCACCGUUCAUCAGGCCCAGGGGAGUGGAAUUGUGGUCUAGUAGGCUCUAACUGUGGUCUAGUAGGCUCUAACUGUGGUCUAGUAGGCUCUAACUGUGGUCUAGUAGGCUCUAACUGUGGUCUAGUAGGCUCUAACUGUGGUCUAGUAGGCUCUAACUGUGGUCUAGUAGGCUCUAACUGUGGUCUAGUAGGCUCUAACUGUGGUCUAGUAGGCUCUAACUGUGGUCUAGUAGGCUCUAACUGUGGUCUAGUACGCUCUAACUGUGGUCUAGUAGGCUCUAACUGUGGUUGACUUUUUUAAAAACUAUAUUUACAAUUUUUACCAUUUUAAUGUGUGCAUAUAACAAUUGAAUAAGAUUCUGUUUUCAUUUAAGUUUUUACAGUUAUCAAUCCAUUUCAAAUGCAGCAGUGUUCUGUUUCCUUCCAUUCCAUUCCAUAUGUACCAUGUAUUUCAUCAGUAGAAUGAACACAUCUAUAUACUGUGAUCCAGGUAUGUCAUUUACUUGUCAGGUAUACUGUAAUACUAAGUGUUGUAAUGUAUGAAUAGUAACUCCAAUGUUUUCCUUCUAAAUGGUGUCAGUUAUUAGUUGACGUAGCACAGUAAAAACACUUUAGUUAAUAGAUAGAAAACAGUCGUUAUCAGUAAAGUUAUAGCAGUACCAGAAUUGACCACUAGAAGGGUUGUGUCAUCCAUGGACAUGUGACCAGAGCCCGUAUUCACAAAGCAUCCCACAGUAAGAGUGCUGAUCUAGGAUCAGUUUUGUCUUUGACCUCUCUCUGGUAAUGUUAGUUGUUUUAUCUUUUUACUUAGCUUACCCAGUACAAAGGAACCGAUGGGAUAGUCCCAAAAGAGCAAACUCUGCCCAACUAGCAACACAAUACUCCUGUUGGAUGAAAUAUUCACAUUUAGAACUUCUGUGCAGUAUUCUGGAACUUGAACUUAAAACCUGAACAUGUGCAUCUUCUAAGGCUCCAACCUUAGCUAUACCCACUGGAUACCAUUAUGGACCUAUAGCGUUCACAUAAUAAUGGAGUCAGAUUGAUAAAUGUAGGUUAUUAUUAUAUUCAACAUAAUUUCUACACAUCUACACCUUAACAGGUGUCUUGAACAUACUGAAGUCUGAGAUUUCUGAGUUCCCAGGUGUUUUGAAUGCAGCAUUAGGGGAUCUGUUCUCCACCACCCACAGCCUUCCUGGGUACAUCAUUAGGGGAUCUGUUCAGAUAUGUUAUGAUAUGAUAUGAGAUCAGAUCAGAUAUGAUACUGUAUGAGAUCAGAUCACAUAUAAUUUAUUAGAUAUGAUAUGGUACUGUAGGAGAUCAGAUAUAUGGUAAUUUAUGAGAUCAGAUUUGAUAUGGUAAUUUCUGUUUGGUUAAAUUUGAAGACAUCUUCUGUAACACAAGUUAAAUAUCCAGUAACAAUUUCUAUGACGCAUACACAUAUAAUGCCCUGUAAAACAUUUAUAACGCCUUAAUAUUCACUAUAAGAUAUUAGAAUUGCUCAUAAGUAAAUGUGUAACAUACAACAAUAAAUGUAAAUAAAUAUGGUAACAGGGAUCCCUUUUAACAAACAUUAAACUUUUUGCCUCUGUCUCAAAAUCCGCAUCAGCCAAUUAAAAUCGUGAAUGUAGUUGUACACUGUCAAACACUACAUACAGUGCCUGCAGAAAGUAUUCACACCAAUUGAUGUUUCCACAUUUUGUUGUGUCACAGCCUAAAUUUAAAAUGGAUUA
This is a messenger RNA of Coregonus clupeaformis (lake whitefish), 3350 nucleotides long. RefSeq names its product fibronectin. The record is from RefSeq and is a predicted model, not a curated record. NCBI's taxonomy places the organism in Eukaryota, Metazoa, Chordata, Actinopteri, Salmoniformes, Salmonidae. The transcript has 10 exons. The coding region runs from base 64 to 1476 and encodes 470 amino acids. Gene Ontology annotation, molecular function: protein binding.